This is a messenger RNA of Nycticebus coucang (slow loris), 2396 nucleotides long. RefSeq names its product ferredoxin reductase (gene FDXR). The record is from RefSeq and is a predicted model, not a curated record. The coding region runs from base 1339 to 2085 and encodes 248 amino acids. Gene Ontology annotation, cellular component: mitochondrion. NCBI's taxonomy places the organism in Eukaryota, Metazoa, Chordata, Mammalia, Primates, Lorisidae. Gene Ontology annotation, biological process: ubiquinone biosynthetic process. The transcript has 12 exons.
CAUGGUUUCGCGCUGCUGGCUCUGGUGGCGCUGGUCAGCGUGGCCUCGGACCCGGCCGCCAUCCACCGGGAGCACCCCGAGUAGGAGCAGGGCAUCUUUGGGGCUGGAUAGGAGCCCGGGGAAACCGGCGAACAUUAAGUGUAGGGUCGGAGCGAAGCAGGGUCCGGGCCGGAGAGGGACGAGACAACAGGUCUAUUCAUGCCGGCGAGAUGGGGGCAUGUGGGCGCCUGUGCGGUGAGACCUGAGGCCUCUAGGUUGAGACAGAGGUCGACGAAGGUGAAAAGGAGACAACGCGAGGCCCACAGGAGUGAGACAGGGGGAUGGCGGUGAUAUGGAAGUCUGUGAAUGAGAGGGAAGUCUGGGGUAAAACAGGGAUCUAUAUGGGCAAUACAGAAGGGUUGGAACAGGUAAGAUGGUGGCAUUGUGAGGCGAUCCUUAGGGGCGAGAUUGGGAUGAUAUGAUGUGGAUUAUUGCCGAUUGGCAAUGGGACCCCGUAAGAAAAAUGAAGUUUUGUUCAGGGCAGCUUGUGAUGAUGGGGGUUUGGGAGUUAACCAUUGUUUUUGGUGGUGUAAGUUCACGGGUGAGAUGUGGGCCUCUGAAUGAAGAUGCUGCUUUUGGGGGUUCACAUGAAAUAGGGGACCCUGCAAACACCAAAGCUUUGAAGAACAAGAGGGUGCAGCCCCAGGCUUACACCAGCAGUUCUCUACACAAGAGAAGACUCCCCAGAUCUGUGUGGUGGGCAGCGGCCCAGCUGGCUUCUACACUGCCCAACAUUUGUUAAAGCACCACCCCCAGGCUCACGUGGACAUCUAUGAGAAGCAGUUUGUGCCCUUUGGCCUGGUGCGCUUUGGCGUGGCACCCGACCACCCGGAGGUGAAGAAUGUCAUCAACACAUUUACCCAGACAGCCCACUCUGACCGCUGUGCCUUUUGGGGCAACGUGGAGGUGGGCAGGGAUGUGACAGUUCCCGAGCUGCAGGAGGCCUACCAUGCUGUGGUGCUGAGCUACGGGGCAGAGGACCACCAGGCCCUGGGCAUCCCUGGGGAGGAGCUGCCGGGUGUGUUGUCGGCCCGGACCUUUGUGGGCUGGUACAACGGGCUUCCUGAGAACCGGGAGCUGACACCAGACCUGAGCUGUGACACAGCCGUGAUUCUGGGGCAGGGGAAUGUGGCUCUAGAUGUGGCCCGAAUCCUACUGACCCCACCUGAGCACCUGGAGAGAACAGACAUCACGAAGGCAGCUCUGGAAGUACUGAGGCAGAGUCAGGUGAAAACGGUGUGGAUAGUGGGCCGGCGUGGACCCCUGCAAGUGGCCUUCACUAUUAAGGAACUUCGGGAGAUGAUUCAGUUACCAGGAACCCGGCCCAUUUUGGAUUCUGAAAAUUUCUUGGGCCUUCAGGACAGAAUCAAGGAGGUCCCCCGCCCAAGGAAGCGUCUGACGGAACUGUUGCUUCAAACAGCCACACACAAGCCAAGUGGGGAGGAGGCUGCCCACCAGGCUCUGGCCUCCCGUGUCUGGGGCCUUCGAUUUUUCCGAAGCCCCCAGCAGGUACUGCCCUCACCAGAUGGGCAGAGGGCAGCAGGCAUUCGCCUGGCAGUCACCAGAUUGGAGGGUGUUGGUGAGGCCACCUGGGCAGUGCCCACGGGGGAUACAGAGGACCUCCCUUGUGGCCUGGUGCUGAGCAGCGUUGGGUAUAAGAGCCGCCCUAUUGACCCCAGUGUGCCCUUUGACCCCAAACUUGGGGUCAUUCCCAAUACGGAGGGCCGGGUUGUGGAUGUACCAGGCCUCUACUGCAGUGGCUGGGUAAAAAGGGGACCCACAGGUGUCAUAGCCACAACCAUGAGCGACAGCUUCCUCACUGGUCAGAUGCUGCUGCAGGACCUGAAGGCUGGAUUGCUUCCCUCUGGCCCCAGGCCUGGUGCGGUGGCCAUCCAGGCCCUGCUCAGAAGUCGAGGGGUCCGGCCAGUCUCUUUCUCAGAUUGGGAGAAGCUGGAUGCUGAGGAGGUGGCCCGGGGCCAGGGUGCUGGGAAGCCCCGGGAGAAGCUGGUGGACCCAAGGGAGAUGCUGCAGUUGCUGGGGCACUGAGCCCAGAUUCUGGCCCCUGGUGGGGCAGGAGGGCAGGCAGAGGCUCUGGUCAGUCCAAGUAGGACUCUAGGUCCAAGUAGGACCCCAGCUGCAUCACUGUCUGUCCUGGCUCUCAGGCUUGGCUGCAUCUCCUCGGGGGCCUUCUCUUGUAAGGUUGCCUUACCAAUGUGGGUUUAGCUUUCAACAAAGAAGUGACCUUAGCUAGGGGUGGAUGGAGGUGCAGGCCGACCUUACUCCUUCCACCUCUCCUGAUGGACUAUGGAGGGUCACCGGAUUGUGAACAUGAUGGAAAUAAAACAGCUACAACCAAG